Molecule: messenger RNA, 1052 nt
Organism: Anopheles moucheti
Lineage: Eukaryota; Metazoa; Arthropoda; Insecta; Diptera; Culicidae
Gene: Dtwd2
Product: tRNA-uridine aminocarboxypropyltransferase 2
Exons: 2
Coding region: 89-877 (262 amino acids)
Source: RefSeq, a predicted model, not a curated record
UCUGGAAGAGUGAAGUAUUUCAAAGAAGUCUAGAAUUAAAAAGAAAUAUCGUGUUAAAGCUAGAGUUGCUUUUAUCAUCGGAGUAGAUAUGAGUGAAUUAGCUUUAGAAUCCUCCGCAUGGGAGGACUUAGCCAAUAUCCCAGCGGAUCCACCUAGGAUGAGGCCUGUGUGCACCAAAUGCUGUCGUCCCACACAGGUAUGCUGGUGUUCAGCUCUACCUUCAGAACCACUUAAUCCCGGUGGUCGCAUAGUACUUCUACAGCAUCCUGCCGAAGAAAAACGGUCCCUACGCACCGCUCCCAUGUUAUCUGUUGGACUCGCGCCAGGAAAAUGUCUUAUUUACAAGGGCAAAAAGUUUCCCCGCCACGAUAUGGAGCUAGAAACGAUAUUGGCCGACAAACGAUCCCUGUUGCUAUAUCCCAGCGCAAACUCUGUUCCGAUCGAACAAAUCGAUCCGAGCGAAGGUCCGUACAAUUUGAUACUGAUCGAUGGUACUUGGCCACAAGCGAAAGCUAUCUAUCACAGCUCAACCGCACUACACGGAAUGCGACAGGUGAAGCUCGUAUCAUCCGGCACGAGUAGCUACAUUAUCCGAACCCAACCUACCGAAGGUUGUCUCAGUACUCUAGAGACGGCAAUCGAAGCUCUCAGCGUAUUGGAACGAGACGAUCGGUACCGGGAACAUUUACUGCAACCCCUGCACGUGCUGUGCCAAUUCCAGCUGGCAAACGGUGCGGUUACGCAUCAGUCGAAAGAGUUCCUCAUCCGCCAUAACCAAUACCCGAAGCUGAUCGGACGACGAUUGAACCGGUUGCUGAAGCAGGCGGAUAACUUUAAAGAUGAUCCAACGGAACCUACGGAAAGCAAGUCUUCGUAGCGCAAUCGAAACAGAAUGGUUUUACUUUUUAUACUUUUAUUAUACCACUUUAUAUUGUACUGAUUUCGUAACAUAAAAUAGAGCAUAGCUUUAUUAUGUGUAUAUAUACAUUCACACAGCAGAACUAUUGAUGACCCAUCGUCUGUCUGUCUUGCAGUUACGCUCCUUAACACUA